Molecule: messenger RNA, 1840 nt
Organism: Galeopterus variegatus (Sunda flying lemur)
Lineage: Eukaryota; Metazoa; Chordata; Mammalia; Dermoptera; Cynocephalidae
Gene: PLIN2
Product: perilipin 2
Exons: 8
Coding region: 27-1340 (437 amino acids)
Biological process (GO): lipid storage; positive regulation of triglyceride storage
Cellular component (GO): lipid droplet; cytosol
Source: RefSeq, a predicted model, not a curated record
GAUUUCUUCUUUCUCCAGGAAGAAAAAUGGCAUCUGUUGCAGUUGACCCACAACCGAGUGUGGUGACUCGGGUGGCCAACCUACCCUUGGUGAGCUCCACGUAUGACCUCGUGUCCUCGGCCUAUGUCAGUACAAAGGACCAGUAUCCCUACUUGAAGUCUAUGUGUGAGAUGGCAGAGAAGGGCAUGAAGACCAUCACCUUGGUGGCCAUGACGAGUGCUCUGCCCAUCAUCCAGAAGCUAGAGCCACAAAUUGCGAUUGCCAAUACCUUUGCCUGUAAGGGGCUAGACAGGAUUGAAGAGAGACUGCCUAUUCUGAAUCAGCCAACAACCCAGGUUGUUGCAAGUGCCAAAGGUGCUGUGACUGGUGCCAAAGAUGCUGUGGCAACUACUGUGACCGGGGCCAAAGAUUCUGUUGCCAGCACGAUCACAGGGGUGAUGGAUAAGACCAAAGGAGCAGUGACUGGCAGUAUGGAGAAGACCAAGUCUGUGGUCAGUGGCAGUAUUAACACAGUCUUGGGGAGUCGGAUGAUGCAGCUUGUGAGCAGUGGAGUGGAAAAUGCACUCACCAGAUCAGAGCUGCUGGUCGACCAGUACCUCCCUUUCACUGAGGAAGAACUAGAAAAAGAAGCAAAAAAAGUCGAAGGAUUUGAUAUGGUUCAGAAGCCAAGUUACUAUGUUAGACUGGGAUCCCUGUCUACCAAGCUCCGCUCACGUGCCUACCAGCAGGCUCUCAGCAGGGUUAAAGAAGCUAAGCAAAAAAGCCAAGAGACCAUUUCUCAGCUUCACUCUACUGUUCACCUGAUUGAAUUUGCCAGAAAGAAUGUGCAUAGUGCCAACCAGAAAAUUCAGGAUGCUCAGGAAAAGCUCUAUCUCUCGUGGGUGGAGUGGAAGAGAAGCAUUGGCCAUGAUGAUACUGACGAAUCCCAUUGUGCUGAGCACAUCGAGUCACGUACUCUUGCUAUUGCCCGCAGCCUGACUCAGCAGCUCCAGACCACGUGCCACACUCUUCUGUCCAGCAUCCAAGGGUUACCACAGAACAUCCAAGAUCAGGUCAACCACUUGGGGGUGAUGGCAGGUGACAUCUACUCAGUGUUCAACAAUGCUGCCUCUUUUAAGGAAGUGUCUGAUGGCCUCCUCACUUCUAGCACGGGGAAGCUGCAGAAAAUGAAGGAAUCUUUAGAUGAUGUGAUGGAUUAUCUUGUUAACAACACACCCCUCAACUGGCUGGUAGGUCCCUUUUAUCCUCAGCUGACUGAGUCUCAGAAUGCUCAGGACCAAGGUGCAGAGAUAGGCAAGACCAGCCAGGAGGCCCAGCAAUCUGAGCAUAAAACUCGCUAAACCUGUGCCUAUAAACAGUACAUGAUGCAGCCAGCCCGAUGAUGUCUUUUGUUAUGUUGAAGUUAACCUGCUAGACCACUCUAAAUUGGGGGAGCAGCUAGCAAGGAAAAAGGUCCUCAAUUGUAGUCAUUUUCAGCUGGAUUAAGAGUUUUAAAGUUUCUGGCAUUAGCAGAUGAGUUCUGUUGCCCCGACUGUGAGAAAAGCAUGAUAGGCUUGGCUUGUCCAGAUCCUAGUCAGAACUCACAAAAAGUUCACGUGCACUUAUGGUCUCAUUCUGGGACCUUGUGUUGCCACUGUUACUGUCUAUUUGUAAUGAAUAAAAAUACUUUCAUGUGGGCUGUGGUAUAAACUGGUGUCUGCUUUAGUAUGGGCUGAACAGGCCUCAUCCUUGGUUUGUCUCACGAUGCAUGCUUGUACAACUUGAGUUUAGUUUUUUAUGUCUUAUGAAGGAAUGCUACCUUUGAAUUCAAUAAAAUUCACUGCAGAAUAGAUUAGUUUUA